CAGUCAUUUUCUUAUCUUCUUGACGUCAUUUAAUAUUUUGAAACCUAAAUACAGUUUUCAUCUCAAAAUCUUUACUUCCGUUCAAAACAGAUGGAUUUUAUUUACUUAAGUUCUUUCUUUAGUGCAAUUUUGAUUGUAUGUUCGGCUUUCCAGAAUGUGCCCCAGACGUCAGGUUACCCGAGCCAACUGUUGGCUAAUAUGAUGAAUGAUUUAAAGAAAGCAUACGAUGCUAAGUUAAGUAAUAUACAGACGAACUUCAACAAAAGGAUGGCUCAGCAAGAACAACGCUAUAACCAACUGCUAGACAUUUUAAGAGGAGAACCUCGUGAAAAGCGUCUUCUUGACGGACUUGUACAAUCGACGGCCUCCUCCCCCACCAAAGUCGCCUUCUAUGUCCAACUGUCGCAUGAUUUAUCAGGAUUAGGUAACUACCAGGCAAUUGUGUUUGACCUUGUUACAACAAAUAUCGGUAGCGGCUACAACAAUGUUAACGGAAUGUUUACAGCACCGUCGUCAGGUACUUACGUUUUCUCGUGGACAUCUGCAAGCGCCGACAAUCAUCAUAUACAAACAGAACUUGUUGUCAAUAGCAAAAUAGUUGGUACAACUUGGUCUGAUUCAGGGAAUCAUGCUGAUUAUGCUAUAGCUUCAAACACUGUGGUCGUUGACUUGAAACCAGGAGAUGUUGUUUGGAUCCGGAGUAACACCAUACACUGGCACACCAUUCACGGUCAACGAAUGACAACAUUUUCUGGGUGGCUUCUAUACUCGCAGUAAAUGUAUUACGUCAUAAUAAAAAAAAUAAAGUAAUGAAUUUGAUAAAUCUGACAAAAACUGUC
Molecule: messenger RNA, 839 nt
Organism: Ruditapes philippinarum (Manila clam)
Lineage: Eukaryota; Metazoa; Mollusca; Bivalvia; Venerida; Veneridae
Product: complement C1q-like protein 3
Exons: 2
Coding region: 91-777 (228 amino acids)
Molecular function (GO): protein binding
Source: RefSeq, a predicted model, not a curated record